GUCAGACUGUUGCUGCGCAUGAGACUAGGAAUUGAAAGCGAGGAAGACUGUGAGGCGCUCGUGCUACAUGAUACUGUAAGAGAAAGUAGGAAAGAACUAUUACAAUUCAUGCUUGAUGCAGGCGCAGACAUCAAUGCCCAAGGUGGACCCUAUGGGAAUGCACUUCAAGCUGCUACUCAUACUAGUAAAGUAGAAAUAGUGAAGGUACUGCUUGAUGCAGGCGCAGACGUCAAUGCCCAGGGUGGGCACUAUGGGAAUGCCCUUCAAGCUGCUAGACACCGUCGAACGAGUAUGUAUCGAGAUGAUGAAAUGGGGAUAAUAGUGAAGAUGCUACUCAACGCAGGCGCAGAGGACACCGACCAAGAUGGAGAACAGGGU
Bipolaris oryzae ATCC 44560 is the source of this 378-nucleotide messenger RNA. RefSeq lists its product as uncharacterized. Gene Ontology annotation, molecular function: protein binding. The annotation marks the transcript as partial. Lineage: Eukaryota; Fungi; Ascomycota; Dothideomycetes; Pleosporales; Pleosporaceae. The transcript has a single exon. The record is from RefSeq and is a predicted model, not a curated record.